CUCUCCUGUCCUUUCUCUUCCCCAACCCUUCUUUGCAUACUACAGACGGCCACACGAGCAUCCAUUGCAGUGGAUUGGAAUAAACAAAAAUGGCAGGCUUCAAGCUCCUCCUCUCUCAAUCACGCCGUCUUUCCCUCCCCCAUUUCUCAUCUUCUCCUUUCGUCCCUCUUCAUAGAUCCCUCUCUUCUUCUUCUUCCCAAUCCCCACCCAUUCAACCAGUCUCCUACAACCCCAAGCCCAAAGACCCCCAACACCAACAAACACAAUCCCCUCAAUCCACUCCAGCUUCCCCCGAAGGGCCUCGAUCCAUGUGGAACCGGGAGGACCUACGUUAUGUCAAAGAUGUACCCAAUAUCUCAUCCGUGUCGUAUCCCGCACGCGUGGCCCCUCUACCCGAGGAUCGCCCUGAACGAGACGGGGCAGUGAGGAAUGCAGAAAGCGAGGAGAUGGCGAGUGAGAAUCGAAGAAUUCAGGCGGAAAGUCGAGUUUGGAGGAAACCUUUCAGAAUGGUGGCUGAGGAGGAGAAAGUUCCCUUCCCUUUGCUGAUUAUGCCUGAGAAAAAGAAGGAGAAGCGUCCUGUUCUUGAUUUGAUGGAUGCCAUUAGGGAAGUCAAGGCUAAUGCCAAGGCGAAUUUUGACGAGACCGUUGAAGCUCAUGUGCGGUUGGGUAUCGACCAAAAGCGAUCCGAACUGAUUGUUCGUGGUACAAUGGCACUUCCUCAUGGUGCUAAGAAGGAGGUUAGGGUGGCUGUUUUUGCUGAAGGAACAGAUGCUGAUGAAGCUAGAGCUGCCGGAGCUGAUAUUGUUGGUGGUGUUGAACUUAUCGAGGAAAUUGCAAGCACUGGCAAGGUUGACUUUGACCGAUGUUUCUCAACGCAUAGUUUCAUGAAACGCUUGUAUAAGAUAUCGAAGAUUUUGAAUCAGCAUGGUCUGAUGCCAAACCCCAAACAAGGAACUGUAACCAAAGAUGUGACCAAAGCAGUCAAAGAAGCAAAACAAGGUCAAGUAAAAUUCAGAAUGGACAAAACAUCUAUCGUUCAUGUCGGGAUCGGAAAGGUGAGCUUGUCAGAGGAGUUUUUGCGUGAUAAUGUGGGUGGAUUUAUGAAUUCUCUUUUGCAAGCGAAGCCUGCAGGAUUAAAGAAGACUUCCAAGUAUGCGGGAUAUGUAAACUCCUUCCAUAUAUGCAGCACCAUGGGUCCAGGUUUUCGAGUCUCUAUACAGUCAUUAUCCAGAGCAGCAGAUCACUACAGCAAAGUAUACCUUAACGCCUAGGUCAUUUAUCCCAUACUGGCAGAACAUUACACUGUAAGUGUAUUUUAUUUGUCCGAGUGGAUGGUUCCAUGGCAACUCGAGUGCAUCCACUGAAGCUUCUCUUCAGGAUUUUAAGUUUUUGUCUACUGCCAACAUGAUAUGAUAAUCUGGCUAGACUAUUGUCUCUUGGAUUUCUUGUGUAAUAUGCUGCUGAUAUUUAAAGCAACAUUGGAUUGGUCCCAUCUGGUUUAGACGAAGGCAAGUGCCUUCUUAGUUUUCUUUUC
Messenger RNA from Hibiscus syriacus, 1534 nucleotides. RefSeq names its product 50S ribosomal protein L1-like. Gene Ontology annotation, cellular component: large ribosomal subunit. The transcript is spliced from 10 exons. Gene Ontology annotation, biological process: translation. Gene Ontology annotation, molecular function: structural constituent of ribosome; RNA binding. Bases 90 to 1271 code for a protein of 393 amino acids. The record is from RefSeq and is a predicted model, not a curated record. NCBI's taxonomy places the organism in Eukaryota, Viridiplantae, Streptophyta, Magnoliopsida, Malvales, Malvaceae.